This is a messenger RNA of Crotalus tigris (Tiger rattlesnake), 6314 nucleotides long. RefSeq names its product kinesin family member 3A (gene KIF3A). Gene Ontology annotation, biological process: microtubule-based movement. Lineage: Eukaryota; Metazoa; Chordata; Lepidosauria; Squamata; Viperidae. The coding region runs from base 1452 to 3644 and encodes 730 amino acids. The transcript is spliced from 19 exons. The record is from RefSeq and is a predicted model, not a curated record. Gene Ontology annotation, molecular function: microtubule binding; ATP binding; microtubule motor activity.
UCUCAGCACCUGUCAACAGGAACAUGACAUGACAAAGAACACACUUCUUUAAGAUAGGGAAGGAGAAUGGUGAUGGAUCAUAGCAGCAAAGAAAUAAAACAAAAUUCAUUAUUACUGCCAUCUGGUGGCCUUCUGCAUUUGUGCAGUCCCAAAUGGAUAAUUAGGGAAGCAGUGCUUAAUAGGAUAGAAAGGAUUACGAUAAGAUGAUAUAAGAUAGACAGACAGACCUUUAUUGUCAUUUUUUUACUGUGGGCACAAUGGCACACAUUAAAAAUGAAAUUUAGUUGCUUGCUCUCAAAGUGUACACAUAAGAGAACCCACUGGGAGACCACCUCAGAUUGAUUCCAUACAGACAGCACCAAGCAUCUCUAAUAAAAACAGAGCACCUUAAUUGCUUUUGCAGAAAACAAAAUACAAGAAUGGAAUAAAAUUGAAGGCGAUAAUAUCUAGACAACUCUCCCAAUACAGAGAAACACACUAGGUGUGUAUGACAGGAUGAUAGCAUUAUACAACUCUAAUUAAAAAAACGCCACCAAUCUUAUCUGGUCAUUCUUUAAUUUUGAAUGGCCUCUAUUUACGAACAUUUAAAUGACAACUUUUUUUAAAAAAAAAAGUCGACAGUCUUGAUCUGAAGAAUACUCAAUAGUUUUUUUUUGUUUUUUUUACAGAGCGUCCCACAUCGACUCCGUGACAGCUGUUUAACCACGUUUUCCCAUUCAGGCCGACGGUUCAUAAAAGAGGAAAGAAGCAAAGGAGUGGAGAUUCCCACUCGCACCCGCUCUCUCUCACACACAAGACACACACACAUCGAGGGCAGGCUGACAGACGGUAUAAUCCAAAUAACGUCCACUUUUCCCAAUUAGUUAAUUCGAGACAUUCAUCCGGUAUAGCCAAACCUAUCCAACGGGCACAUCCUCGAGUUCGUCUGCACUACAGCAACGGCUUCCAGAGAAGCAGAGCUCUGUUUCCAUCUUACAGGAGAAACAACCAAUGGUCCAGCCUCACAAAAACGAGCGCGGUCAGAUGGACGCUGCAAAACCCGGACGAUCCCCAGAUGGCAGCGAAGAGCAAGCGAGCUCUCGCCUCGUCCUUCGCAUCCGAGCCCUCUUUCUCCCCCGUCCGCUUCCUCCACCGCGGGCCCCUGUUGUCCUUCUCCCGCUGCCCCGGCGCUGCAAUCCUCAUCCUUUCAUUGGCUACCAUGCCGAGGAGCACCGGCUCCAGCUUUUUGCCUAUUGGCUGAGGUGCCUCUGCAGGACGGUGAGGAGUGGAGGGGCCGCUCGCCGUGUCAUUCGGGCGGCGCAAGCGCAUUGGCCUCCCUUAUUGUUAACAAUUGUAGCAGAGCCGACGGUUACAUUGUAGCUGUGAACGCCCCCUCCGGCUUUUCUGCCUCCCUCGGAGCGACGCCUUCCAGCCUUGUCGAGUUCAUCGCGGGCGGCGGUGGCGGAAGCAGCAUGCCGAUCAACAGAUCUGAAAAGCCAGACAAACCUGAUAAUUCCGAUAAUGUCAAAGUUGUGGUUCGUUGCCGGCCACUCAAUGAGCGGGAGAAGGCGAUGUGUUAUAAAAUGGCUGUCAAUGUUGAUGAAAUGAGAGGCACUAUUACUGUGCAUAAAACAGAUUCUUCCAAUGAACCUCCCAAGACGUUUACUUUUGAUACUGUAUUUGGGCCAGAGAGCAAGCAACUUGAUGUCUAUAACUUGACUGCAAGGCCAAUUAUCGAUUCUGUUCUGGAAGGUUACAAUGGUACCAUUUUUGCUUAUGGACAGACUGGAACAGGAAAGACUUUUACUAUGGAAGGUGUCCGGGCUGUACCAGAACUCAGAGGAAUCAUUCCCAAUUCCUUUGCUCAUGUAUUUGGACACAUUGCAAAGGCUGAAGGAGAUACAAGGUUUUUGGUUCGAGUCUCUUACUUAGAAAUCUACAAUGAGGAAGUACGUGACCUCUUGGGAAAGGACCAGACACAGAGGCUUGAGGUUAAAGAACGACCCGAUGUAGGAGUCUAUAUUAAAGAUCUUUCAGCCUAUGUUGUAAACAAUGCAGAUGACAUGGAUAGAAUUAUGACUCUUGGCCAUAAAAACCGUUCUGUUGGUGCCACUAAUAUGAAUGAGCACAGCUCCCGUUCCCAUGCUAUUUUCACAAUCACAAUUGAGUGCAGUGAGAAGGGUGUGGAUGGGAAUAUACAUGUCCGUAUGGGCAAGCUACAUCUAGUGGAUCUUGCAGGUUCAGAAAGGCAAACAAAAACCGGAGCUACUGGGCAACGACUGAAAGAAGCAACAAAAAUUAAUCUUUCUCUCUCCACCCUUGGGAAUGUCAUCUCGGCGCUGGUUGAUGGAAAGAGCACUCAUGUGCCUUACCGUAAUUCUAAACUGACUCGACUACUCCAGGAUUCUCUUGGUGGCAACUCCAAAACUAUGAUGUGUGCAAACAUUGGCCCAGCAGACUACAAUUAUGAUGAGACCAUCAGCACUCUGCGAUAUGCUAACCGUGCUAAGAAUAUCAAGAAUAAGGCUAGAAUUAACGAAGAUCCAAAGGAUGCCUUACUUCGCCAAUUUCAAAAAGAAAUUGAAGAACUUAAGAAAAAGUUGGAAGAAGGGGAAGAAAUCUCUGGUUCCGAAACCAGUGGCUCUGAAGAGGAUGAUGAAGAGGAUGACGGAGAAAUUGGUGAAGAUGGAGAAAAACGAAAGAAACGAAGAGGCAGUAGCAGCAGCAGUAGUUCAGAGUCUCCAUGCUCUGUCAUAGAAAAACCUCUGGAUAAAACCUUCACUAAUCAAGCAGGAAAAAAGAAAGUUUCUCCUGACAAGAUGUUAGAGAUGCAGGCCAAAAUUGAUGAAGAAAGGAAAGCACUUGAGACGAAGCUUGAUAUGGAAGAGGAAGAAAGGAACAAAGCCCGGGCAGAACUUGAAAAAAGGGAGAAAGAUUUGCUUAAAGCACAGCAAGAACAUCAGUCACUAUUAGAGAAGUUGUCAGCUUUGGAAAAAAAAGUGAUUGUGGGAGGUGUGGAUUUGUUGGCUAAAGCUGAGGAGCAAGAGAAACUUCUGGAAGAAUCUAACAUGGAGUUGGAGGAACGAAGGAAAAGAGCAGAGCAACUCCGAAAAGAGCUGGAGGAGAAAGAGCAAGAGCGUUUGGACAUUGAAGAAAAAUAUACCAGUCUGCAAGAGGAAGCUCAAGGGAAGACUAAGAAGCUGAAAAAAGUGUGGACCAUGCUAAUGGCAGCCAAGUCAGAGAUGGCAGAUCUGCAACAAGAGCAUCAAAGAGAAAUUGAAGGUUUACUGGAGAACAUUCGACAGCUCAGCCGAGAGCUUCGUCUUCAAAUGCUUAUAAUUGACAACUUUAUACCUCAGGAUUACCAGGAAAUGAUUGAGAACUAUGUUCACUGGAAUGAAGACAUUGGAGAAUGGCAGCUGAAAUGUGUGGCAUAUACCGGAAAUAACAUGAGAAAACAGACUCCAGUGGCAGAUAAGAAAGAAAAAGAUCCCUUUGAGGUGGACCUUUCCCAUGUAUAUCUAGCUUACACUGAAGAGAGCUUGAGACAGUCUUUGAUGAAACUAGAAAGACCAAGAACAUCAAAAGGAAGAUCAAGGCCCAAAACUGGCAGAAGGAAACGCUCUGCAAAAUCAGGAGCUGUGAUUGAUUCGCUGCUUCAAUAGGCCAAAACAGUUUUAGAUUUUAGUAAAGAAAAUGCUUGUGAGGCUUAACACCUGGCCCAAUAUUAUCAGCCUGCGGUUGUUUCCCAAGACCAUAAGAAAACAGUUUUGCUUACUGUUGGGUUACUCUUACAUCUUCUGUUAUGCUAAUGUAUUAAUUCAAAUUCAACAGUGUGGGGAAACUUGUCAUUGUUAUGAAUUCCACUAGGCAUUGUGCAAAAGCAGCUGUUGGGGAUAUCUUUGUGUUUUAGAUUGGUAUGUAUUCAGUGGAAAAGAUGGUAUAUGUGUCUAAAUUUUAAACAUAUUAGCCAUAUUAUAAGUAAACAAACAGAUUUCUAUAGCCUGACAUAUACCUUUUCUUUGUCUGUUGCCAUUUGCUAUAGACAUUACUCCCCGUUUGCACUGCUACAGAUUUCUGUUUUUUUACAUACAAAUAGUAGUUAACCGUUGUUAUAAAAUCUGGAAAUUCUUCAUGCCUUUUGGGCAUCUUCUACCAUAUCUGUAGGAGAAUUUCCACUUUUCUUUAGCAUAUAUGAAAAGAUGGACUGUUAUAAAAUAGUGGUGUUGGUUUUCUCUUGGGUGGAUGGCGGAAAUAAAGGAAUCCUUGAGAUUUCCAUUGUGGCAAGUAACACAGUCUAUUUCAAAUAUGGAUGUUUGAUUUAGAAGAAGAAGCUCACAGAGAUAAUUUUAAAGGCAAUGUGACUCUAAAGGAACAUGCUUUUUCAUUUAUAACACUAACAUUUGAAGAGAGUAAUAGAGUUUAGGAAAUAACUUUGGUGUUGCACAAACAUUUCUGUGGAGGAACACUGCAGAUUCAGAAUGACAACAGUUAAACCAAGGGAUGCUGUAUUUACUGAGCACUGAGGCACUGGCAUGCAGUAGUGUUGGGAAUUUAAUGUGUUUUUAUCUGCUCUUCCUAGAUCAGACCUCAAUAACAUAAAGUUCAUAGGAGCCCUAUUCCCGUGACGCUAUUAAGUGGCGCCCACAGAAUGCCCAAAUUAAACACAAAAGCCUUAAAUUGUGAUGGAAAUCUUGGAAAUUUGGUUCACAUUUGCAGGCUUUUUCUCAGGAGCGAUUUUAAUGAUGUUGAUGCUAAUGUCAUUACAAUUCAACAAGGGUUUUAAGAACUGAAGCAUCAUACUUUUUCAUCAUUCAGCAUAUUUGGUUGAUCCCAACUAGUUUCAAUCCAAUAUUUUAUUUAUGAAGAUACGCUGCUACUAUCCACAAAUGUAUUUUAUUUACAUUUUUAUGUCACAUUGAGAGUCCCGAGACACCUAUUACUUGUAUAUAUUUGAAAAGUUAAUUUUAAUCUGACAUACUGUGAUUUGCAUUUUAAAAGCUAUGAUAGUAAAUGCUCUGAACAAAAAGAAUUUAGAUUUGGUAACAGGAUUUUCAGUAGCUGUUAUUGAUUCUUAUAGAUUGCACCUGAUUGCUAUAGUUGAUCUCUGCUUUUUUAAUCUCAGUUGAACUUAUCUCAGUGUCAACAAAGGCACAAUUGAUGAUGCAUAUGGAGCAAAGGGUGGGUACAGGAAAAAGAAUGAACAUGAGGGAAAAAUAACAGCCUUCUAAAAGACAAGCUAUUCACUUUUGAACACCACAACACAAAGUUUACUUAGGCAAUAUAAGUACAUAGCUGGUAGCUUACUAGAUUUAAAACCAAAAUAUCCUAGUUCUUUUCAAAAGCAACAUUCUAGAUUUGGCACAGAGUUAGGAAUGGUGUUUACCGUGGCAAGGGGAAAGAAUAAUGUAAUGGUGCUUCCAUGGAUGCGGGGAAGUAGUGACCUGCUGGAUGAUGUUGAACACCUGUUCCUAGGAUAUUCAGUGACCCUGGAUUAUGGGGACUAUCAGUAAGCAUGGAAGGGGCUCUGGCUUUUCUUGGCAAAAGAAGAGCAUGGCAUCACAGGUAAAAUACUUUGCAGCUUUCCAGGUGCAGCAUCUGCCCUCACUUGUUUACAGAUGAGGUCUGUGCAAAGUCUUUGCAAGAGGUGAGUCUGGAUUGUUAACACAGCCUUUGUUCUAGAGUCAGGCUACUGAUGAAGCUCCUCUUACGCUUCUUUACUUCCUUUUCUUCAUAGCAUACUGAAGCAGCUUCAUGGGAUGCAGGAGGGAGUUAGCUGAAGGUGGCUUUCAAGGCAUCGCAAAAUUUUGAAAAUGUCUCAUCUUGCCUUAACAAUUCAAAAAGAGACAAUCUGUGUUGUGGAUCGCCACUUGCAAAGGCUUUGCACAGCCCUGUCAAAAAUCAGAAUUCAAGAGACUCAUAUUUAAUUAGUCAAGUUGGGCUAAAGCUUUUAUUUGUCCUGUUGGUUUUUUUUUUCUGUUGCAACAUUUAAAGUCAUUUGUAUGUAUAGUGUUUCCCUUUAUGUUUUUAAAUUCUUAUCUAGUUCUUGCAUUCCAAGCUGAGCAGGAAAAAUGGCACAGUCUCGUUGCAGUUAGUUUCCUUUCCAGUUUAAAUUAAUACCAAUUGAUUACUGUUUCUUGCAACUAGUACUGCGUAUAUUAGGAAAAAAAGAUGUACAAUUUGUCCUUAUUUAUUGUUUUGCUAACUUCUUUAACACUUCAAGGUUGUAGUUUUGUUGUAUUUAAGAUGUGUUCUUGUUAAUGUAUAUACUAGUAAAAUAUAUUGACAAUUAAACAUAUUGGUGCCAAGAAAUAAACAUCUUGGAUCCCCCUAUA